Messenger RNA from Heterobilharzia americana, 1219 nucleotides. Lineage: Eukaryota; Metazoa; Platyhelminthes; Trematoda; Strigeidida; Schistosomatidae. The record is from the annotation of a GenBank genome assembly.
CAGCUGAAUUAUCUCUGCGACCUUAAAGUUUGUUGGGAAAAACGAUUGAUUUCGCGGUGUAUUAAAAUGAAGGUAAAGCGUGUGAAGAGCUAUCGGAAAUUAAUUGACGUAUAUGACGUCCAUUUUGGUCUUGAAACUCAUCCACUUGAAAUAUUAGUGGACAGCACGUUUGCUCGACAGGCGUUAGUACAACAACUUCACAUAGAACAGCAAUUUCGGUGUACAUUAACGUGCGAAUUUACUCUCGUGACGACAUCUUGUAUAAUUUCGGAGUGUGAAAGUUUGGGUCCGUUGUUCAGUGGAGCACUGAAUAUUAUUCAGGGAUAUAAAGUUUUGAAAUGCGUACACAAAGUCAACCCUAAGAAUUCUGCAUUUUCUUGCAUCAAGAGAAGAAUUCGAACAGCUGGAUCAAGAAAGUUGUCUGAAACUAAGGCCAAGAAGCGUAGUUUAUUAUUUGCUUUGGCUAGUAAUGACGAUUCUUUACAGCAAUAUGCUCGAAAAAUUCCGGGUAUGCCCGUAUUUUUCAUCGCACACAAACGGAUCAACAUGGAAACCAUGCCCGAAUCAGUUUCCUUAUUACUUCAAGCAAAAGCUGUGCAGGCACCUGAUUUGACUCAUGUGGAGAGCAAUAAAAUCAAGCAACUAGGUGACAUGUUCGGUUUCUCUGAAGAAACCCAUACACGUAAAAAGAAAACCAAAAGACCCAACCCGCUGUCUUGUAAACGGAAAUCACUUAAGAAUAAUGCGGUAAUUACGAAGAAGGCCAAGCGCAAGCGUAAACGAAAGCGCAUCAAAGUAACGUGGGCAAUGAAACAAGCAAUAGAACAACUAAAGUUAGGACUGAAAGACUGAAACCAGUUGUUACAUCUACAAAAUUAUUUCAUAUUGUAAGAAUACAUGCUUCCCCUAUUUUUUGUUCCCAUCAUAUUUGUUGCCAGCUACCAUAAUAGAAAAAAACAAUGAGUGAUAUCUUGCUUAAAUUAAAGCUAAACACUGCAGAGCGUAGCUUCAAGAUACAAAAUGCAGUAACCUAAGAUUUUAUUAUGGACAAAUAUCUCAUAAAAUAACUAUACAAUAUUGUACAAUUUAAAUACAGUAUUUCAAUUAGCUUAUGUACAUCGCAGACUAAUUUACUGACUGAUUAACAGAUCAGGUAUCUUUAGAACACGUUAAGUUGGACACCACUCUUUGUAACUUAAUCACCUGCGCAUUGGCACUG